Lotus japonicus is the source of this 894-nucleotide messenger RNA. RefSeq lists its product as uncharacterized. The transcript has a single exon. Bases 1 to 894 code for a protein of 297 amino acids. NCBI's taxonomy places the organism in Eukaryota, Viridiplantae, Streptophyta, Magnoliopsida, Fabales, Fabaceae. Gene Ontology annotation, molecular function: RNA-DNA hybrid ribonuclease activity; nucleic acid binding. The record is from RefSeq and is a predicted model, not a curated record.
AUGAAAGGCCAGGUAAUAGCUGAUUUUUUGGUUGAUCAUAGUGGGUCGAAAGAACAGGAGACAGUGGUGACGUGGAAACCGUCGGAAAUGUAUUUUGACGGUUCGAGGCAUAAGAAAGGUACCGGGAUAGGUAUCUUAAUAAUUUCGCCCCAAGGGAGCCCGACAAAAAUUAAGUUCGGAAUCGAAGGUGAGUGUUCGAAUAAUGAGGCGGAAUAUGAAGCUUUAUUAAUAGGACUCGAAACGGCUUUAAGUCUGGGGGCUAAAGAGCUUGUAAUUCGUGGAGAUUCGGAGUUAGUUAUUAAACAACUAACCGGAGAAUACCAAUGUAUUAGCGAGAACUUAAUGAAAUAUUGUUCAAAAGCAGCUAAAAUGUUGAGAAAGUAUGAUGAAGUCGAAUUAUCUCAUAUUCCUAGGAUCGAGAAUGCUGAAGCGAACGUUUUAGCACAAAUUGUGUCAGGUUACCGAUUACCUCGGAAAAAGUUUAAGGAGUUAGUAAAGGUCAAAAGAAAGUUUAUCCCUGGCUUUAAGGAAGGGCGAACAGAGUUCGAGCGAGAGGUAUUGAUCAUUAAUAAUUUAGCUGAUAAUGAUUGGAGGAAACCUGUCGUAAAAUACUUGCAAGACCCAAACGCUCCAGUAGAUCGAAGAAUAAAGUAUCGAGCUCUAAGUUACCUGAUUUUAAAUGGCGAAUUGUUCAAGAAAGGAAUGAAUGAAGUUCUUCUAAAGUGCAUAAGUGAGGAAGAGGCCUUUCGAGCAGUCAAAGCCGUUCAUGAUGGCAUAUGUGGAGCACAUCAGGCAGGCCACAAGAUGAAGUGGACGCUGUUUCCACAAGGAGUAUAUUGGCCAAGCAUGUUAAAAGAUUGCAUUGAAUAUGCUAUGGCCUGUGUCGAAUGUUAG